AUGUCGAAGCAAAGUAGCGAAACAAGCGAAUACGAAAUUGCGUAUCGCUCAACCAUUCAACCACGUACUGCUGUUCGGACACAAACUCGGCAAUCUGGCGGCUUUCAACCAAUCAGCGACGAUAGGCUUACUGUGCCUACUGUGCCAGAGUUUUACUGUAUGCUAUUGGAUUUUGGGAUGUGA
This is a messenger RNA of Enterobius vermicularis (human pinworm), 183 nucleotides long. The record is from the annotation of a GenBank genome assembly. NCBI's taxonomy places the organism in Eukaryota, Metazoa, Nematoda, Chromadorea, Rhabditida, Oxyuridae.